Molecule: messenger RNA, 2246 nt
Organism: Scaptodrosophila lebanonensis
Lineage: Eukaryota; Metazoa; Arthropoda; Insecta; Diptera; Drosophilidae
Gene: Dok
Exons: 3
Coding region: 194-2224 (676 amino acids)
Biological process (GO): positive regulation of MAPK cascade; cell surface receptor protein tyrosine kinase signaling pathway
Cellular component (GO): cytoplasm
Source: RefSeq, a predicted model, not a curated record
UUUAUUUAUUUAUAUUAAAUUACGAAUUUUUUUGAAAUUGCUGCGAAAUGUAAAUAUGAAGUGGAAUCUCGUUGCACAUGCGAACAAAUUUGAACUGUUUUCAAAAUCGUGUGAUUCAUAAAUUCGACGGGAUUGUUGUUGGAGCCCAUCAAAGAGCAAGAGCAUUUGAUAUUGACGACGACGGCUCAACAGAAUGGAUGUUGAAAUACCUGUUUUGGCUGGAUAUCUUAAUGUUCCAACACAAACUGGAUUUUCGCUAAAUCGCAUCUCGAAAAAGAAAGCAGCCAGCCGAUAUUGUCUCCUAUUCAAGGCCAGUCGUCAUGGCAUUGCACGCCUUGAAAUUUGUGAGAACAAAGAUGAUAAGAAUCCGAAAAUAUUCACACUCGAGAAUUGUGUGAAAAUAACACAGGAGCAGACGCCAUCAAAUCUAAUACAGAUUGUUAAACGCAAUGGCACUCUAACUCUAAACACAACGACUGAUGAGGAGCUCAAGGAUUGGGUGACGGCUCUGCAAACAGUGGCCUUUUGCGAUAAUACCGUCGUCCAUGCCUCACAUGGUGCCAUCGAGGAGGAUAACGAUCUGUAUUGUAGCUCAUUUGAUGGUCUGUUUAUCAUUACGCUCAUACCCUCAGAGGCCUCCAUACGAUGCAACAUCGAGCCGCGCACAUAUAUGCUGCAAAUGACGCCCACAGAGCUGCAGCUGAAAUCGGAAGACCUGAAUGUGACUAUCGCCAUGUGGCCAUAUCGCUUCAUACGAAAGUAUGGGUAUCGCGAUGGAAAAUUCACCUUCGAGGCGGGACGGAAAUGCACGACAGGCGAGGGUGUCUUCACGUUGGAUCACAGCAAUCCGCAGGAGGUGUUUCGCUGCAUGUCCGCCAAAAUGAAGUCCAUGAAGAAACUGAUCAGUGGCGACAGCUUGAGCAGCAUUGAGUGUGGCGAGAACCAUUUCAGUGCUGCUGCCUGCAUGGAACCGGGCUCUCGUAGUCCACUGCCACCGUCGCCAUCGAAUCAGCAUGGCGGCGAAUUCGAAAUCAAUUCCACACAAAGCUGCAUUUCGUUGCGAGGUUUUAUAUCCUCCAACGAUUCGCUAAAUAACUUUGCGGGCAAUGCCAGUGGCGUUGGCGGUAAUGCCAGCAGUGUUUCGGUGCCGCCACCACUGCCGCCCCAAUUGAAACACAUUCCGAACAAACCGCCACGCAAGUUGCCUGCUCCGCUGGACAAGCUGAGCGUUGGAAGCGCGAGCAGCCCAGCUGGCCAAAUCCUUUGUGAUAAAUUCAAGAACAUUGUGAAAUACGAACCCGUUGCCAUAACCACAUCGUCGCCAUCGGAUGCGAACAAUAAGAAUAGCGGCUCGGCUGUGAUGCUUCAACCGCCAUCACCAGAGAUGACGUCCCGCUCGUCAUCAUCAAACACCAACCACGCAGCCCAUCCAGCCAAUCCCCCCGAUCUGCCAUUACGCAACGAAAGUGCCAAAACAAUGCUCGAACGCGAUUACGAAUGCAUCGAGAAUAUAACCGAUGCGUGGAAGACGCGCGGCGUCGGCGAUGUCAAGCAUUGCGAACGCAUUCCACAAAUUCUAUGCGAGAAUGAGUUUGUCCGCCAGCGUUCCCAAUCGCAGCGCGACAAACGCAAGGAGGUGCCGACUCCCCCCACCAACACAACACCCAAAAUCAUAGACAUUGACAUUGGUGAGGGCAGUGUGGGUGUCGGUGUUGGUGUCGGUGUGGUCAGUGUGGGGGCAGCGGCAACAGCUGCUGAUUCCACAUACGAUCGCCUCGACUUUUUCUCACCCAACAAUAAAACUUCCAGCGGCUACAAGACCAUUGUUAAUGUUACACCGCCCAAUAAUCGCUUGCGCUGCAGUCCACCGCCUCCGAAUGAAUACGAACUGAUCGCUAGUCCCGACACCGAAAGCUUUCGCAAGGCUGAUGACAGCCAUUUGGGCUACGGUGUACUCCGAAAAUCCAUCUCCUCCAACACCACCACCACCACCGCCAGCAGCAGCAGCAGCAGCAACAACAACAAUAAUAAUGUGACUGCAACCAUCGGAAUCUCAAGCAACAACAACAAUGCGACCGAAUCCAUGUUUCCCACCAGAACGAUGGUCAGCAACUGUACCACGCCCACAACGCCCACAUCGAACAAGAGCAACGACCAUUCCCUGGAUCAUCGCAGCUAUAAUGGCCUCAAUUAUACCAUCGUUAGCAAGCCCAAGAGAGUGUAAGAUUCGUGAAGGUCGGUCUGGA